AUGCCCUUUCCAGCUACAGUAACGCUGCGGGCGGUGCGAUCAGGGCUCUGGUCUGGGUGUCCGGACCAAGUUCUUUCCCACGCUUCGCCCGAGGUUGUGCUUGGCCGCUCGCCGGAGACGGACGUGCGCGACACGCGCUGCAGCCGCCAGCACGGGCGGUAUUGCUUCGAAGUGCUCUUCAAUCGCCGAACCUCCACGCAGCGCAGCUCCCAGUCUGCCACGGGAUCGCAGAAGCGCCUCGCGUCCACCAGCACAAAUACCGCAACUUCCGACUCGGCUGCAAAGCGCCCCAAGCAGUCGACGUCCGUGGCCCUGGAUGCUCUUGGUCGGACGACGACCUAUUUGCGGCUGCACGGGUUUCAGCUCCCACUUCGCCCCGGCUGGCACUGCUAUCAAGACUCAGUCCUAUGCAAGCUCUUUGGUGGUGCACCCCCUACCACCAACGCACGUGUGGCCGCCUUUGACUUUGAUGGCUGCCUCGUGCACACUAGUGUUGCCAAUCGCGACCCCAAGGCCUGGAGCUUGCGCGUGCCUGAAGUACCGCGAGUCUUGCAGGAAUGCCAUGCGGCAGGAUACCAAAUUGCAAUCAUUACCAACGAGUCUCUGGCGCGCUUCAAGAAACGGGAGCCCAUUGAGAUGAACCUUGUCAAGAAAACCACGCGUCUGGACGAGUUUUGCAGUCGGCUAGACAUGCCCCUUGUGGUUGGUCUGGCCGUUGUUUGGGAGAACUGGCUGUUUUCAGCUCGUUUCAGCCAGUAUUCAGCACAUCAAGCUGCUUGGCCGUAUGAAUUACCCAAACCCAACGACCAGUAUCGUAAGCCGGAUGCAGGCAUGUGGCGUAUGCUGCGCCAGCUCAACGCGUGUGAGCCUGAUUUGAGUGACAGUUUCUAUGUCGGUGAUGCCGCUGGUCGGCCCCGGGAUCAUUCUGAUUCCGACAAGGCCUUUGCCCAGCGCGUGGGCCUGCGCUUCCUCACCGAGUCUGAGUUUUUCCCGCAAGGGCUUGCAGCCCUGCCCUCCUCCACUGCGCCCUGA
This is a messenger RNA of Monosiga brevicollis MX1, 1032 nucleotides long. RefSeq lists its product as uncharacterized. Gene Ontology annotation, molecular function: double-stranded DNA binding; protein binding; polynucleotide 3'-phosphatase activity. The transcript is spliced from 4 exons. Gene Ontology annotation, biological process: DNA repair. Bases 1 to 1032 code for a protein of 343 amino acids. NCBI's taxonomy places the organism in Eukaryota, Choanoflagellata, Craspedida, Salpingoecidae. The record is from RefSeq and is a predicted model, not a curated record.